Messenger RNA from Engraulis encrasicolus (European anchovy), 3744 nucleotides. RefSeq names its product DEAD (Asp-Glu-Ala-Asp) box helicase 61 (gene ddx61). NCBI's taxonomy places the organism in Eukaryota, Metazoa, Chordata, Actinopteri, Clupeiformes, Engraulidae. Gene Ontology annotation, cellular component: P-body; cytoplasmic stress granule. Gene Ontology annotation, molecular function: RNA helicase activity; ATP binding; mRNA binding. Bases 1043 to 2512 code for a protein of 489 amino acids. The transcript is spliced from 14 exons. The record is from RefSeq and is a predicted model, not a curated record. Gene Ontology annotation, biological process: P-body assembly; cytoplasmic stress granule assembly; negative regulation of translation.
GCACCUGCACAGUAUGCUGGGAGCUCUUCCAGUCGCGUUGCUUUGGUUGAGAGUUGGGAGAAAGAACGAGGAGGACGUAGCGUCCAUAUUGUGCAGAGACAAAAGAGAGUCGAGAGUAUGGACUAAAGAAGAAACAAAACAUAUAAAUGUAUUAACACCUUCGUUGAUCGCAUACAAGAAGGCAUUCUACAAGUUACGAGAAUUCACAGCAGUUUUCCAGAUCGUUCAAGCUGACUGCUGGUCACGGAAGACAACAGACUAAAGAGAGAAGGAGCAAGAACUAUUAAACCAUCAAAGCACAGACUUCAAAGUUACCAAACUGGAUUCCCAGCAAUUCAAGGACAUUUUUUGGACUUUUGGAGAUUUAAUGUGAAACCAUUUUUUAAAGCGUUUUUUGGAGAGAGGAACUUGGACUUACCCACUGUAUUUGAAAACGUGUUUAUUUUUGCAGGUAGAUCAGUAGGGUCAAUUCUUGAAAUUCUUGAAUCUAGGGUCAUUCUUUUGAAUGUAAAAAUACAGAAUAUAAAAAAGCAACAAAAAAAAAAAGAGCACUUUGCUUAUUAGACAAGCGGUACUAUUUCAGUUGUCCAAUAGAAGUAUCAGCGUUCAGCAAAGCAAUUGUGAUUUUCUUUAAAAAAAAACAAACAAAAAAACAAUAUUUGAUAGUCCUGUCUUAGCGUUGCCAUUGCAAUUAAGCAGGACGUGAAAUCCCAAAGAGUCACUUGCAUAUAUAGAUUUUUAUAUUGCGAGUUUGUAAUUAUUUAUUCACAUAAAUAAUAUUUUCUCUUCUUUUGGGAGAGUUCUUAUAUAGCUUUAUAUGCAGACAUUUUUCAUACGUCAGACACUCUUCUUUUCAAGAGUUCGCUGCGUACCAAGUGUGAGUUAAUCACACACAGGCCAAAAUCUCGAAAGUUCUUGAAACAGCAGAACUGUUUACAUCAAAGGGCAUUUCCUUGAAGCCUAUCAGAGAAAGAAACGAGGAGAACUUUUUUAUUUUUAAGGAAAAAAACAAACAAAAACAUUCAGGAAGAAGCUUGAAGCCAUGGCAACUGUGAGAACAGAGAACCUGACCUCUGUCAUGGGACUGGGCAAACCGAACGGCCAGCUCAGGGGACCAUCCAUGCCUGCUACACUGCAGUCUAUUGCCAAACAGCAGGCCAAGCCAUCCAGCGACGCCCAGAGCGGAAGCACCAUACCCCAGACCAGCGAUGGCAUUCGGUUUGGAGAUGACUGGAAGAAGUGCCUGCAGCUACCACCAAAAGACACCCGAAUGAGAACCUCAGAUGUGACCGCCACCAAGGGGAAUGAGUUUGAAGACUACUGCCUGAAGCGCGAACUACUGAUGGGCAUCUUUGAGAUGGGUUGGGAAAAGCCCUCUCCGAUUCAGGAGGAGAGCAUUCCUAUCGCCCUGUCAGGCAGGGACAUCCUUGCUAGGGCCAAGAACGGCACGGGGAAGAGCGGCGCCUACCUCAUCCCUAUGCUGGAGAGGAUAGACAUCAAGAAGAACCACGUCCAGGCUAUGGUGCUGGUGCCCACGCGUGAGCUGGCCUUGCAGGUGAGCCAGAUCAGCAUCCAGAUCAGUAAGCACCUGGGCGGGGUGAAGGUCAUGGCCACCACGGGAGGCACCAACCUGAGGGAUGACAUCAUGCGCCUGGACGAGACAGUCCAUGUCAUCAUCGCCACGCCAGGCAGGAUCCUGGAUCUCAUCAAGAAAGGCGUUGCCAAAGUGGACAAAAUUCAGAUGGUGAUAAUGGAUGAGGCGGACAAACUUCUCUCUCAGGACUUUGUGACCCUCAUCGAGGACAUCAUUAGCUUCAUGGACAAGAAGCGGCAGAUCCUGCUGUACUCUGCCACUUUCCCCGUCACUGUGCAGAAGUUUAUGAUGAAACAUCUGCAGAAGCCAUAUGAGAUCAACCUGAUGGAUGAGCUCACCUUGAAGGGCAUCACACAGUAUUACGCCUACGUUACGGAGAGGCAGAAAGUGCACUGUCUGAACACGCUCUUCUCCAGGCUGCAGAUCAACCAGUCCAUCAUCUUCUGCAACUCCACCCAGAGAGUGGAGCUCCUGGCCAAGAAGAUCACCCAGCUGGGCUACUCCUGCUUCUAUAUCCACGCCAAGAUGAUGCAGGAGUACAGGAACCGUGUCUUCCACGACUUCAGGAAUGGGUUGUGCAGAAAUCUGGUCUGCACAGAUCUUUUCACCAGGGGAAUUGAUAUCCAGUCUGUCAAUGUUGUCAUCAACUUUGACUUCCCCAAAAAUGCAGAAACGUACCUGCAUCGCAUUGGCAGAUCAGGUCGUUAUGGUCACCUGGGCCUGGCCAUCAACCUGAUCACGUCGGAGGAUCGCUUCAACCUCAAAGGCAUCGAGGACCAGCUGGUGACCGACAUCAAGCCCAUUCCGGCCACCAUCGAUAAGAGCCUCUACGUGGCCGAGUUCCAUUCCAUUGACCCGGACGCGGAUGAGGAGGAGCAGGAGGCUGCACGCAAAGCAGCAGAGGCCAACGCGCAUUGAAGAUGGCUGGUACUGCAAGGAGAUGGCUGGCAUUUGAGCUGAAGUGGGCUAUACAUGAAUGUCUAUUUUUAGAUUUUUUUUUUUCUUUUCCCAUGAGGACUUUAUUUCCCACCUGGAAAAUUGACAGUUUUUUUUAAUUAUUAUUUUUAUUUUGUCAACAAAGGAAUCAGCCUCUAAACAGCAGCGUCCUGUGAAUCAUUGCUUGAGAGCUGCCAGAUUUUCUUUUUUCUCUUUACUCGACCAUUUUGUAGCCUCUUGUUUUCUGUCAAAUUUGACCAUGUUUGAUGAAGUUUACUUUUCUUUUGAUCCCCUUCAAAUGUUUCCCGCUUGUACUUGUACCUAAAGCUACAGUGCUGUCUUCACCAUGAUUGUCUGUACUGUAUGUGUGUAUGUUUUUAGUUCCUUAUGACUUCUUUUUUUUCCCCUUUUCUCUGUUGGUGUGAGCGGUUUCAUCCAGAUCAUUCACUUUUUAAAGUUGAAAGACACUUUAUGUGCAACUUUUAAGCACAUAUCACUUAGGCCUAGGCCACAUGGUUUCCCCUAUAAUGGUCUAGUUUUAUAGUCCAUUAGUUCGGGUACAAAUCCCACCGUUGACUCCCUGUACAGAAACUGUGUCUCUCUACGGGUCAGUGAUGUAUGGCUACUCAAAGCCAUCUUCUUCAAUCACUACUUCCAACACUUGUUUGCUGUUUCACACUCUGCUCUCUCUCUCUCUCUCUCUCUCUCUCUCUCUCUCUCUCUCUCUCUCUCUCUCUCUCUCUCUCUCUCUCUCUCUCUCUCGUGCGCGUGCGCCAGUCAGACUUUUCUCAAGUGCCUUAAUCAGUUCUUCCAUUCUACCAUUCCCUCUCUACGCUACCCUAAGCUAGCUAAGCUGAGGAGGGAUGUUCAAGACUAAUGACUGGAAGGAGGUUAACGCUUGGUCCACCCCUUGUGAAAGUAUACUAUACUGUGGCAUUAUUUGGCAUGUUCACUUGGGAAGAUAUGUGAUGUGUGGCAGCUGUUAGGGUACAUGGAUUUUUUUUUUAUUUUUUUUUGACACUGAGGUCGUAAAAUGGUUCAGUCUGACCAAAUUAUCUACUUUCAGUUAUGAGUGAAAAAAAGGGUGCUGAAUUGAAAAAAAGGUAUAUGUUGACACAGGAAAAUGUAAGACUAUUCAUCAAUGUGACCUACCACUGCCAGCCUGUAAUUCUUUAACGCUUUGGAAAAGAAAUAAAGUUCAUCUUCUUUCCCCA